CUACAUAUAUUUGCCUGCCCAAAACCCCAUAACCAAUUUCCAAAAUUCUUUUUCUAGAUUAGAUUUGCCAAAUGGGAAAAUCAGCGAAUCAUCGAAUCACAACAAUUUACUUCCCAUUUAAUAUCACUCAACACCACCUUCCCUUCUUCAUCAUUUUCAUUUUCAUUCUCAUCUCUAGAGAGAGAAACUCACACAGAUUUUGAGAGAGAGAGAGGGAUCUCUCUCCUUUUCUCGUACCUGUUCAUCUUAAAAACUAGAUUAUGUUCUUCCUUUUAUCGUUAACACAGUUGUUUGAUUAAUUGAUUAUUAUGUUUGAAUUUUGGAUAAUUUGACGAAAUCGAGUUCAUUGAGCUGAAGAUUUUCACGAUUUGGUAGACGACCGGAAGAAAUGGGAGCCAAAGUACAAUCUAAAGCUUAUUUUCCAGGUUCUAUGACGGAUCUAAACAACGGUUUUCACAAUAGUGUUUGGGAUCUAUAUCAUGAUGACAGAAGUCACAAGAUUCCUCCCCCUGGAAACAGCCAGCAUUACGACUACUUUCUAUCAACACAAGCCAUGGAUGGAUACAACGGAUACGCCAAAGAGCAGAUUAGGCAAACUAUUUUAAAGCAAGAAACAAUCUUCAAGCAUCAGCUCCAAGAACUUCAUCGGUUGUAUAAAAGACAGAAAGAUUUGAUGAAUCCCGUAUCCACAGAAUCAUUAAACAUGGGUCAUUUUCUAAAUCAAGUACCGUCUAGUUUUCCUCAAAUGAACACGAGUUUUAGUCGAGUGUCUACUUCAGGAACCGACAAUACGUUUUCUCCUAUGGAUUCUAUUAAGGGGAAAAGUGCAUUACAAGAGUUCAAUCCUCCCAUUUCGAAAAGUUGUGUUUCUGAACGAAGAGUAAUUGACCUGGAAGCGCCUGCUGACGUGGACACGAGUAACAAAGGGAAAGCUUUUAACUUGGCUGACUUGAAUGAACCGAUCCAGGUUGAGGAACGGGAAACGGCUUUUUCAGCGUUCUUUAGUAACAGAAGCAAAACCGAUCGUGUUGUAGAGGAAACACAAAAGCGGGAAUCAUCUGCAAAAAGAACGUUAUUUGGUAUAGAAAUCGGUGAAAGAAACCACACGUCAUCUUUUGUUUUACCAUGGAGAAACAGAAACACUACUUUUCAUCACAACAAUUGGCUUAACUCCUUCGGUUCAACAAGUCAAACCCCGGGGUUCUUUGAUGGCACUUCAAGGUUGACUACUAAAAAGUCAACGGGUCAAAACGCGUUUGUUGACUUAGGUUUUCUUAAUGGUUCCAGUACCAAAGAUUCUGUACCGAACAAUCUUGAAGAAAGUCGUGCGCGAGAUAAACACACGUUUCUCGACAUGUGGAAAAACCGUGAAACACCUGAACAAAGACUGCCACCUUGGCUUACAUCAAAACUGUGUGUGCAGACCGAACAGAUCCAAACAAAAGUUCAUCAUAUUAACUUGGAUUCGUUGCAGAAUCAUUCUCAGCAGUUUUUCAAGAAAACCGAAAAUGCAGAUAGUAACGAUACGCGUAACGUUAACAAAGAAAAAAAUGAUGAUACCAAGAGCGUUCCGAAAAUCCUUGGCGUACCGAUUAUCGACAAAAAAGCUGAAAAUCGUUGUGAAUCGAAGGAUAUUAAGCAUCAUAUCGAUUUAAACUUAUCUCUUGAUGAAGAAGAUGGUUCUCCAGCAGCACCGUCUUUCCCUGAGUCGGUUGUCAAGAUUGCUACAAUGGAGAUAGACUUAGAAGCUCCAGCAGUUCUUGAACCCGACCCGGAUGAUGGAUCCGUGGAUGAUACCUAUACGGAUCUUGUUAAGGGUGCAGCCGAGGCUAUUGUAUCCAUUUCAUUCUCCGAGCCACCAUCUACCGACACGUUGCUUUGGUUUGCUGAGGUUAUUACAUCUAACGGUUUAAAGAAAAACAAAGAUUCUAUUCCUGAAGGCAUGGAUUACUUUGAGUACAUGACACUAAAACUUGAAGACACUAAAGAAAAAUACAUUAACUAUGAACCGGUGAUCGUGGAGGAACAUAAAGAAGACGAAAAUGGCUGCUUGUCGAAAAGGACAGCUAGAAAAGGACAAGGAAAGCGGGGACGUCACAGGAAAGAUUUUCAGAAAGAUAUACUGCCGAGCAUUGUUUCGUUAUCAAGGCGGGAAGUGACAGAAGAUCUUCAAAUAUUCGAAGAGGCGCUUUCUGCUACUGGUGUGUCUUGGCAAUCUAGUUCGUCUAAAAGGAAAGCUGCGGCUAGGAACAGUAGGGGCAGGCGGCGGUUGGUAGCAGUGGAACCCUCAUGCAACACACCGCCGCCAGCUGCUGGGGGUGGGGAGCGUAGUGUAUGUAUGGAAAUGUCGUUGGAGAAGAGUCUUGAAGGGUGGGGGAGGAGGACGCGCCGGCUACCUCGGCAAAGAUGUCAGAACGGUGGUAAUCAUAACCAGGCUCUUGCUCUGAAUGUCAAGUAGAGAUGUUUUGUUGUUGGUUUCUUGUAGUCAUUGUUGUGCAUAAUUAAAUAGACCUUUUAUAUGAUGUCUCCAAUAUAAACAUAUGAAGCUUGUCACAAACAAAAGAACAUAACAGGAAUGGUCAUGAAACUUGUUGCCUUUUAA
Helianthus annuus (common sunflower) is the source of this 2602-nucleotide messenger RNA. RefSeq lists its product as uncharacterized. The record is from RefSeq and is a predicted model, not a curated record. Bases 389 to 2458 code for a protein of 689 amino acids. NCBI's taxonomy places the organism in Eukaryota, Viridiplantae, Streptophyta, Magnoliopsida, Asterales, Asteraceae. The transcript has 3 exons.